This is a messenger RNA of Papaver somniferum (opium poppy), 1289 nucleotides long. Its product is annotated as kinesin light chain 4. Gene Ontology annotation, molecular function: protein binding. NCBI's taxonomy places the organism in Eukaryota, Viridiplantae, Streptophyta, Magnoliopsida, Ranunculales, Papaveraceae. The record is from RefSeq and is a predicted model, not a curated record. The coding region runs from base 55 to 1029 and encodes 324 amino acids. The transcript is spliced from 11 exons.
UCUUCUUUUUGAGUCCUUAAUUUCUCUCCGAAUAGGGGUUUUUCUUCUUCAGAGAUGUUUCUGCGACGAUCUGGAAGUUUACUAAGGAGAUUAAGAUACCUCCUCUCUAUUAAUACGAUCACAACAACAACUAAAACUACUACCAGUAGUCUCUCUUCAUAUCCUCUCCCAAGUAAUGCGGGAUUUCUCCACCGCAAUGGGCCUGAGAUCCCAAGAUGGCAGAAGCUUCACUGGGACUCUUCUUUGUGGAUAUUACUUUCUGGACAAGCUGCAAUCAUUCUUGGGGCAAGUGGAAAUCUUGCAUUUGCGGAUGAUGUUUCAGCUGAAGCGAGAACUGGUGAAGGGGAGGAUGGGUCAAGUGAUAUCCAGAGAGUUGAGGAUGGGUCUGUGAUAUCAAAUAUCCACACAUCUAAAUGGCGGGUUUUUACAGAUAAGGCGAGGGACUUUUUUUUGGAAGGAAAAUUAGUGGAAGCUGAAAAACUAUUUUUGUCAGCGGUGGAGGAAGCUAAAGAGGGUUUUGGGAAGAGCGAUCCACAUGUUGCUGCUGCAUUAAACAAUUUGGCUGAGCUCUAUAGAGUGAAGAAGGAUUUCGCUAAAGCUGAGCCACUCUAUUUGGAGGCCGUCCAUAUUUUAGAGGAAUCAUUUGGACUUGACGAUAUACGUGUUGCAGCUUCUCUACACAACCUUGGGCAGUUUUAUAUUGUGCAGAGGAAACUUGAAGAAGCCCAUAAGUGCUACGAGCGUGCGUUAAAGAUAAAGAGGCGUGUUCUUGGACAAAACCACACAGACUAUGCAAAUACAAUGUAUCAUCUGGGAACGGUGAAGUAUCUUCAAGGAAAGGAGAAUGAUUCAGUGGCUCUAAUUCAAGAUUCUAUUAAGAUACUAGAGGAAUCUGGCUUAGGACAAUCAGUUGCUUGCUUGCGGAGGCUGAGGUAUCUUGCUCAGGUAUUUUUGAAGUCCAAUAGACUUUCAGAGGCUGAGAAUGUACAGCGAAAAAUCUUGCACAUCAGGGAGAUGUCAAAGGUUUAACUUAUCUUUUAAUUGCUAUAUUUUAUUCUUCUUUGUGAUACUAAUCAUUUUUAUUUGAACAUUAUUUUCAAUUUUCAUGUAACAUCUGUGGCCCAACUUCAUAUGUUUUAUUCCGACUGUCAGUCGACUUCUGUAGUACUGUUUGCUUCACAAUUUGUGAGCAUGAUAAAAUAGAAUUAUUAUAGAGGAGAAAUAAACAAAGAACUUGAAUAUCUUUCUUUUUAAUAAAAGGAUUCUGAUUGAAUAGCUGAAUUGCACAU